UAACAUUAACAACAAUGGCCAAUAACUUUAUGUUGAUGAUAUUAUGUUGCUUGGCAUUACUAUUUGAAAUCCGAGGGAAUGAGGCUGUCCAGUACACUGUAACGAACAACGCAGCAACAACACCAGGUGGUGCUCGGUUCGCUAGAGAGAUUGGGGUUCAGUAUACCUUACAAACCAUGAACACCUCCACAGCCUUCAUCUGGAGGACUUUCCAGCAGAACUCCGAUGCUGAUCGGAAAAAUUUUCUGAAAGUUAGCUUGUUCAUCAAUGACAUGGACGGAGUGGCUUAUGCCGUUGGCAGCGAGAUCCAUGUCAGCGCCAGGUACAUUAAUGGGUAUGGGGGCAAUGUGAAAAAUGAGUUCACUGGCGUUUUGUACCAUGAAAUGACCCAUGUGUGGCAGUGGAAUGGCAACGGGCAGGCGCCGGGUGGUCUGAUAGAAGGAAUAGCUGAUUAUGUGAGGCUGAAAGCUGGUUAUGCCGCGAGCCACUGGGUGAGGCCCGGGCAAGGUGACCGGUGGGAUCAAGGCUACGACGUGACUGCUAGGUUUCUCGACUACUGCAACGGACUCAGUAAUGGAUUUGUGGCUCAACUCAACAAGAAGAUGAGAAGUGGUUACAGCAACAAUUACUUUGUGGACUUGCUGGGGAAGACUGUGGAUCAGCUCUGGAGAGACUAUAAAGCCAAGUAUGCAGCAACUUGACUUGUUAUGGCACCAAACUAUGUGGACUCGAUAUGAUGUGCUUUGUGACAUGCUCUAUUUCAGAAUAAUGAUGAAUACGAAUAAAGU
Messenger RNA from Salvia hispanica, 788 nucleotides. RefSeq lists its product as uncharacterized. NCBI's taxonomy places the organism in Eukaryota, Viridiplantae, Streptophyta, Magnoliopsida, Lamiales, Lamiaceae. The record is from RefSeq and is a predicted model, not a curated record.